Funneliformis geosporum is the source of this 717-nucleotide messenger RNA. Lineage: Eukaryota; Fungi; Glomeromycota; Glomeromycetes; Glomerales; Glomeraceae. The record is from the annotation of a GenBank genome assembly.
AUGGAAACCCAUCUUUCAAAAUCUCAAAACGUUCGUACAAGUUUAUUAGAUUUAGUAACACUAGCAGGAGCAGAAAAUAGCAAAAAACCUACUAUUAUCAUUCCCGAAUUCCUUUAUUUAGGAGAUGCAAAGACUGCUUGUUGGUUUCCACAUUUUGUAUCAAAUAAUAUAACUCAUGUUAUCAACCUUUCUGGGUGUUCGAAUUUUUGGGAAACAAAAGAAAAUAUAUACAAGAAUUUAUCUAAAUCCCAUAAUCAACACUCUUCUGAUCAAUCCGAAGAACUAAAAUUUAUAAAUAAAGUUAAACAAGUUUUAUUUCCGGAAAAAGAUAAUGUUCUAUCGAAUGGAAAUGGUGAAAUUAUCGACAAUAUGAAAUAUAUAGAUAAUAAUGAUUUUAUUCCUCCCAAAUAUCUCAAAAUAGAUAUCGCGGAUGAUCCAUCAUCCGAUAUAUACAAACAUUUUUGUGAGUGUAUUGGUUUCAUUGAAAAUGCCAAGUCAACAAAUGGUCACGUCUAUAUUCAUUGUCAAGCAGGAAUAAGUCGAUCUGUAACGAUUGUAAUCGCUUAUUUAAUGAGUUCACAAAAAAUUUCUUAUAAACAAGCAUUUGAUUUAAUUAAAGAAAAAAGACCAAUUGCGAAGCCAAAUCAUGGAUUUAUAAAACAAUUACGGGAAUUUGAAAAGGAAGUCAUUGAUAAAGAGCAUAGACAUUUGUUUUAA